Heterotrigona itama is the source of this 3046-nucleotide messenger RNA. The record is from the annotation of a GenBank genome assembly. NCBI's taxonomy places the organism in Eukaryota, Metazoa, Arthropoda, Insecta, Hymenoptera, Apidae.
AUGCUGCAGUCCGGUUUUAUUCAUGCUGACAUUGUAGAAUAUCAUCAGCAUCAAUCUGUGACAGACAUUGACGCGAUUCAGGACUAUGAAUAAAUUGUAUCAAUUAUAUAUAACCGUCACUCGCAACAGUUACCUCUUCAGAGACAGAGAGCCCUGCGAAAGUGGCAACGUCGGCAUGAGUUUUACCAUUUUCUGUACGAAAGCUCUGCCGUUCGGAUCAGUGAUCAAAAAUUCACGUCCCUCAGGUGUAAAAUGAAGUUUUCAGAAGGAGACGAAGUGCUUGUAAAACAUCCAAGUACUGAUAGAUAUCAUAAAGUUAAAAUAUUAGGUAUGAGAGGUGAACGGUAUAAAGUACAAUUUGAGACAGGCAUUGAACAGUAUGUUCAUUCAACUGAUAUUAAGAUAAAUAGGCCAUCGCGAAGUACAACAAGAGCUAGUAGUAGAGGUAGGAAAAGUCCUACCAGACAUUCAUCAGCCAAAAGAUCUCCACAUAGACGUUCAGCUGGAAGAUCUCCAUCUGCAAGUAAACAAUCAACUAGGAAUCAAAAAUUUGCAAAAGUUACUUUACCACGGAUAGAAAUAUCUAAAGAUAAUGAUCUCAUCAAUAAGAAAAAUGUAAAUGAUGAUGAAUAUGCUGUAGAAUCAAUGCCUCUUCAAUCACGAUUGAAGGAAUUAAGCACAGCAACGCGUAGAUCAACAAGACUGUUAUCUGGUACACUAAAACCUGAAUCAGACCAUAAAAUGGUUUUGUUAACAAGAAAUAUUAAUCGAGCUGUCUCACUUCCGUUAGAAAGGAAAAGUCAAAUGUACGAUUUUAGCAUUGACGUAAAAGAGAGAGGCCAUUCAGUACAAAAAGAUCAAGAUUUGUCAAAAACGUUAAAUUAUGAAGAAAAUAUAGAUACAAAUCUACAAAUAUUAGAAAAACGAAAAAAGGAAAUCAGCAUGGUUAGUGAGCCACAAGAAUGGGGUGGAUGGUUUGGAACUCUUUUGCUUAUAAUUUUAUCACCCAUAAUUAUAAUACUACCACAAUUAAUGUGUACAAAAGAUGAAUGUAUAUUUGGAUAUCCUAAGAUACCAACAGAUAUAACGUUAUAUAUAGAUUUAAAAUCUUUUAUCGCGUAUUUAUGUUUCUUUUUAUUUGUAAUAAUUUUUUCGACUUUACCGAUUGGCCGAAAAAUUGAUGGACCACAUACUAGAAUUGGAAGACUACAAUAUCAUUUAAAUGGUUUUUUAUGUGGCCUUUUAUCAGUAAUCAUAUUUGCUGUUUGUAUAUAUAAGAAACUAGAAAUCAUUGAUCUUAUUACACAAAAUUCUGUACAAUUUUCAAUCAGUGGUUGGAUUCUUGGAACAAUUUUAUCAUUGUUGUUAUUUGUAAAAGGAGGUAGAGCACCUGUAGCUAAUUUAAACAUACACGGAUCCACUAACAGUGUGAUAUAUAACUUUUGGCAAGGAAGGGAAAUAAAUCCACGAAUUGGUCCUGUGGAUUUUAAAAUAACUCUCUUCCGGACUUCUAUGAUAGCAAUAAUUCUUAUAAACUUGUCCAUUGUGAUGAAAGCAAUUGAAAAAACGGAAACUUAUAGUUUAGAACAUUUUAAUGUAGGUGUUUUAUUAGGUGCAUUACUGCAAAUAAUUUAUGCAAUAGACGCGCUCGUUUUUGAAUCUACAAUACUGACGACUUUUGAAGUAAUGUACGAAGGAACAGGUUAUAUGUUAUGCACCGGUUAUAUGAUGUACCCAUUUUUACCAACUCUUACAACAAAGUACAUGCUGUAUCAUAAAAUACAAUUUACUUACCUAUUUGUCUUUCCUCUACUUGCAUUUAUAAUGGGAUAUUUGCUAUAUAGAAUUAGCAAUUCACAAAAAAAUGAAUUUAGAAGAAAUCCUUUAUCUCCAUCAUUAAUGCAUUUAGAAACUAUACCGACUAUCCGUGGUAAGAAGCUCAUAGUAUCUGGAUUAUGGGGUCAUGUGAGACAUCCAAAUUAUUUGGGUGAUAUAAUAAUAUGGUGGUCAAUAUCGAGUAUAAGUUUAGCAUGUGAUAUUUUGCCUUAUUAUUAUGCAAUUAUGUGCUCAGGAUUAUUGAUGCACAGAGCAAUAAGAGAUAAUGAACGAUGCAAACUACGUUAUGGUUUAGCUUGGGAACAGUACACGUCACGUGUCAAGUACAUGAUCUUAUACCGUAUAUUUUAGAGUAUAAUAUGUAUAAAAUAUUAGCAAAGGUACCUUUAGAUACCAAAAUAUGUUACAAAGUUGUACCUUUAAGAAUUGCAAUGCUCAUUAUUUUCUAGAAUAUUUCAAUCAUAUUAGGAUUAUAUAGGAUUAUAUCACACACAUACACAUUAGGGUCCAAAUUAAUGGAGUAUAAAACCAAAAGAAAUGAUCAUAACAUUUAUUAUUAAAUUUAAGCACAUCAUUUUUUAAAAUCUUUGACACAAUGAAUAGAGUGUGGUUAUUAAAAAAAAUAUAUUUUAGACAUAAUUUAGAGAUAUUGUUGAUAUAUAAAGUAUAUUAUAUAAAAUAUAAAGUAUAUUUCUAUAAUAAAGACAUUAAAAUAAAAAUUUUUAUACUUUUUAUAUGAGAAUGUACAACGGACAAAUAAAAAAUUUUUUAAUAGCUGUAUAAUAUUAAAAUUAUAUAAUUUCUUUUGCAAUGAAAUGUACAAUCUUUUAUAAGUUUCAAUAAAUAAGAUGCAAUGACUUACGAAAGCGUUUGUACACUUAGCAUAAAAAAUCUUUUAUGUGUAUAUUAUAUGUGUUUCUAAAAUAUCUUGUUUAUUAGCACUAUUAUAAGAUAUGAUUGCUACAACCAUACUGCAAACUUAUUUAAUAGAAAAUUAAUAUGUAUAUAUGUAGUAUGAAUAGUUUAGAUAGGUACAUAUAUAAGUGUUAAAGAUGAUCUCUGAAUGUUGAAACUUAUUAAUAUUGUAGCUGGUUGAUUGUAUACCUUCAUGAAUUAUUGUAUGUAUUUUUUGUAUCUUUUAUUGCAUCCGAAAUACAAUGUUUUGGAAAGAAAUAAAUUGCAUAAUCUUUUUCAAAGUCAUCCAGUCUGA